UAGAUUAUUUACACCUUUUACUUCAUUCAUAAAGCAGAAGAUAUUAAAUUUUUUUACAUCAUUUGAUUAUUAUUGUGCAUACAUUCAUAAAAGAAUAAUAACUAUAAAGAUAACUUUCUUUUUAAGAAUUAUUUUCGUCAGUCAUUUUGUAUACAAACAUAUCAAUUUUGUAUGAAUAAUGAAUGGUUAACGGAUCUUGUGACAGGUACGGUGUUCUUACGAAAUUAUGGAAGUUCCUGGUAAAAAAGUGACGAAAGACAAAAAUGCAAAACUGUGUAGUUUCUGUGAAGAUUUUGACAUAACAUCAUAUGCAGAUGGGUUUUGCGUAGAAUGUGAAGUUUACUUUUGCAAUUCAUGUUUUGUGAAACAUAAGGGACGUAAAAUUAGUAGAAAUCAUUCCUUAGUAAGAGUCGAUGAUUCGAACUCAGGAACGGUUACGGUUGGUGAUACGUAUGGAACAUGCCAAGAGCACAAUGGAGAAUUUGUGAAAAUUUAUUGUCCAAAGCACGACCAAGUUGGCUGUGCAGAAUGCAUUCUUGUAUAUCAUAAUGGAUGUAAGUUGGAGCAUAUUCGUGACAAAGCUGCUGCAUAUGAUAACAGUCCAGAAUUUAGAAAUCUUAGAAAGGAGAUGAAUAAAUGCAUGAAAGAGGCUGAAGACAGUCUAUCAUUGAUAGAGAGCAACCGAAAACAGCUUACCGAGUUCUAUGAGCAAUUUGUUAGCGACGUAGAGGCAUUCACAGAUCAUGUUAUUGAGCGUAUAAAUAAAAUGAAAAAGAAGGUUCUGAAUCAGGCAAAUGACAUAAUGUUGAAUGACAAGAGGAAAAUGGAAGAUCUGCAGAAGGAUAUCGACGAUUUGAUAGCUGAAUUGAAACGACAAAACAAUGUACUGGAGUCAAAAAGUGACACUCCAAAUAACCUCUUUGUAGCAUCCCUGCAAAUAAAGCCAGAACUGAAAAGAACGCAGCAAAAUAUUGAUAGUUUUAGAAACAAAAAUAUUGUGACUCACUAUAAGUUCAUGCAAGACAAAAUUCUAGCUCAAUCAAUAACACAAAGCAAGGUGAUUGGGAUGCUUAUUGAACGGAAAAUGAUCUUUAAUUUAUGA
Molecule: messenger RNA, 1102 nt
Organism: Ruditapes philippinarum (Manila clam)
Lineage: Eukaryota; Metazoa; Mollusca; Bivalvia; Venerida; Veneridae
Product: E3 ubiquitin-protein ligase TRIM33-like
Exons: 3
Coding region: 227-1102 (291 amino acids)
Biological process (GO): positive regulation of DNA-templated transcription
Cellular component (GO): nucleoplasm; chromatin
Molecular function (GO): zinc ion binding; ubiquitin-protein transferase activity
Source: RefSeq, a predicted model, not a curated record